Molecule: messenger RNA, 1808 nt
Organism: Suillus clintonianus
Lineage: Eukaryota; Fungi; Basidiomycota; Agaricomycetes; Boletales; Suillaceae
Product: aspartic peptidase domain-containing protein
Exons: 7
Coding region: 213-1631 (472 amino acids)
Biological process (GO): proteolysis
Molecular function (GO): aspartic-type endopeptidase activity
Source: RefSeq, a predicted model, not a curated record
GUGGGAUUGUGCGGAAUGACUAAAAUGUCUUGGGAAGAUCCUUGGCCUUCCGCAGUACCAAGACACUUCUCACUUACUUGUACGUUGCCCGCUGUGCGAGUACACGACCACGUUCUUUCUUUCCCUCACCACUGCCUCCUCCAUAAUUACUAUAUAUCAUCUAUUAAGUUCUCGUUUUCAUCGCUUUCAAGUCAGCCUAGCCUCCAUUCGCAAUGCUUUCCUCGUUGACACUCGCACUGUCUUGCCUCCUCAUCAUCUCACCAAAUACCUCCGCUGCCCCAAAUGGUUAUGAUUCCAUCCCGACUGCUGGCCAGUCUAUCCCGCUCAUCCGAAGAGUCCCAACUGAACGCUCCGUGUCUGAUUGGGAAGUAUGGGCCAAGAACGAGCGAGAGGCUCUCACCGUCAAGUAUGGGGGAUCUAUAGAGAAAAGGAGUACCGGAACAAAUUUGAUCACUAACCAAAACGCGGAUUCAAGUUAUUAUGGAACUGUCGCUAUAGGCACUCCACCGGUCUCCUUCAAUGUCAUCUUAGACACUGGAUCGGCCGAUCUUUGGGUCGCAGAUCAAGCCUGCACCAUCGGCUGCUCCAAAGUCCAGCUGUUCGAUGACCUACAAUCAUCUACUUUCCACAACCUGUCCCAGCCAUUCGACAUCACAUACGGUUCUGGCGCUGCAGCAGGUACAUUAGGCCAAGAUGUCGUGCAGAUGGCUGGGUUCUCUGUUUCCAGUCAGACGUUCGGUGUUGUCACGGAAGCGUCGUCGGGUCUUCUUAACCCACCCGUGUCUGGCUUGUUGGGCUUGGGAUGGCAGACCAUAGCUAGCUCGAAAGCGUCACCGCUCUGGCAGACCUUAGCGAGCUCCGGGUCUUGGACAGAUCCUGUCAUGGCAUUUCAGCUCACGCGGUUCAUCAACGCUACCAACGCUCACACUCAGGAGCCUGGUGGAUCGUUCACUAUGGGCUUUGUCAACAGCAGUCUUUAUACUGGCACCAUCGAUUACCAGGCCCUGCCAUCGACGCCAUCAUAUUGGAUUCUACCGAUGAAAUCGUUAACCGUACAAGGAAACUCCGUCAGCAUCCCCACAGGUUCUUCAUCCUACUCUGCCAUCGACACCGGAACCACACUUGUCGGCGGACCUUCCAGUGUCAUCCAAAACAUCUUCGCACAAAUUCCAGGGUCGCAACCCGGCACAGGCAACUGGCAGGGAUACUGGACAUACCCAUGCACUACCACCGUCAACGUAGCCAUCUCAUUCGGCGGACCCAGCUGGCCCAUCUCCCCCGCCGACUUCCUACUCACAAAGAUCAGCUCAUCCCAAUGCGUCGGUGCAUUUUUCGAACUGAACACAGGUGGCAGCGCGCCAAGUUGGAUCGUUGGUGACACUUUCCUGAAAAAUGUUUAUUCGGUUUUCCGGUAUAACCCAGCUUCUGUGGGUUUUGCUGCGCUUUCGAAUACUGCGCUUGCUAUGAAUGGAGUUGAUGCUGCUCCUCCUUCGGCUACUAUUGGUUCGGUCUCGGCUAGUGCGACAGCGGGAACGGGGGGUGGGACUAAUGCUGCCUCUCACCGAUGGGGUGUUCAAUGGGCGCCGCUUGUGGGUGGUAUUUUUGUCGCUGUGGGUACUGCUUUGAUGUGAGACGUCAUGGGUCAAAUAAGGGUGCUGGGGUUGGACGGACGGGGACUUUAACUAAUCACUUGUUUAUUAACAACGGACUCUGGAGGACAAUAUUAUUUUAACAUGGAUUGUAUAUCUAGCAUCAGUACGAUAUGGUUGGAUAUUGAGUUAAUUGUUAAUGUUGCUUUCCAUCGCGCU